UGCCAAUUUAAUGAUUAUCCACUAGAAAUCUUUCUAUAUUUUACUUUUUAAAAAGCCUCCUUCCUCGCAUUAACCACUGGCGGCUAUUGCCGAAGAAUCUAGAUUCAUGGUUACUUUCAUUUCGUAUUGGGACCGCAUAACAUAAUUCAACAGUGCAGGAAAACACAAUUUGCCAAUCACAAUUCUUCUUUCAAUUUGAUAAGUUAUAUGCUUGCAGUGGCUUGAUGGUUAAGGCCUAUAAACAAGAACAUGUCUACAAGCACCCAUGGGGGAGAGUGACAUCUGCAUCUUGGCGCAAGUUUGUGGAUCCAGAGAACAAACGCACCCUCUCUCACAUCCUUGAAGUCGACACAUUGAAUAAGAAGCUUGAACCUGAAACCGGAAAGCUUUACACCACUAGAGCAAUCACUAUCCAUGCUCCAGGACCAUGGUUUAUACGCAAGAUGGUUGGCCAAGAUAUAUGUCACUGUGUCGAAUCUACAGUUGUUGAUGCUCAAACACGUUCAAUGCAACUUGCUACUCGGAAUGUUAGCAUGCAGAAGUUUAUUGAAGUUGAGGAGAAAAUUCGGUAUGAUCCACAUCCUGACAAUCCUUCUGCAUGGACACUUUGCAGACAAGAGACUAGCAUCAAGAUAAAGCCGAUUUCUGCCCUUGCUUCUAUGGCUGAAAAGGUGGAACAGCGAUGUGUUGAAAAGUUUUUACAGAACAGUGCCAAGGGUAGGGAGGUUAUGGAAAGAAUGUGCAAGUAUCUUGAAGCUGAAUCUCGUAAUAUUUCCAUCUAACUCUGCUGUUCUCUUUUUAAGCUGUGCUAUAUAGAACAAGGUUCUAAAUCAUACAGACCCAAUGUAGACAAAUUAGUGGUAGCAUGUACUAAUAAUGUAAUUCGCUUGAGCUUAUAAACUUGAAGUCGUGUAUGGCAUUUAGACUUGCCUCAUUUUUGAAACAAGUAUACUUUCCUGUUUAAUCUAA
Molecule: messenger RNA, 969 nt
Organism: Amaranthus tricolor (Joseph's coat)
Lineage: Eukaryota; Viridiplantae; Streptophyta; Magnoliopsida; Caryophyllales; Amaranthaceae
Exons: 2
Coding region: 225-782 (185 amino acids)
Biological process (GO): phospholipid transport
Cellular component (GO): mitochondrial intermembrane space
Molecular function (GO): phosphatidic acid transfer activity
Source: RefSeq, a predicted model, not a curated record